Molecule: messenger RNA, 14975 nt
Organism: Canis lupus familiaris (dog)
Lineage: Eukaryota; Metazoa; Chordata; Mammalia; Carnivora; Canidae
Gene: DNHD1
Product: dynein heavy chain domain 1
Biological process (GO): microtubule-based movement
Cellular component (GO): dynein complex
Molecular function (GO): minus-end-directed microtubule motor activity; dynein intermediate chain binding; dynein light intermediate chain binding
Source: RefSeq, a predicted model, not a curated record
GCCAGGCUGAUCGCCUAUGCCCAAGUUGAGUGGGCAGCCAGCGGGUUUGGCCGCGCCGCCGCCCUUCCCUGCCUCCGCCCUAGCCCCUCGCCCCGCCUGUGUGUGACCCCGGCCAACAAGGAUGCCGACCCCUCCCCUUUCCGGCUCCUCGGGUGUCCCAGCCGCAUUCUGCUGUUCGUGGGUAGAGGCUCGGGCCUUUCCGGACCAGACCGGACGUCUAACCGUUCUAACAGCCGUAAAGGGAUGAUGGAGCUGCGGGCCAUUGCCAGGCUCCACUCCCAGUGAUGGUUCCCUGCUGUUACAAGGUUGUUUGAGUGAGCCCUUUCUGGGUGCUUGUCACUUUGUCUCUGCAAGUGAUCACUCCUAUGAAUGCCAGUCUCUGUGUGGGCAGCUGUGAGUAGAGUGAGCCUCUGCUGGGGACCCAAGUCCCGGUUCACCAAUUUCUCCAACAGGCAAUUGGGAUGAAACCUCACCAGCACCUCAGUCUCUCUUCCCUUCCAUUGCCUACUGUUCCCCUUAGGCCAGGUGAGACCCAGCAGCCAGGAGCCUGGAACUGGCAAUCAGAGCCUGAGCAGUGGGCAAGGUCAGUUCGACAGCAGUUGAAUGCCCAGCUCCUCUUGGCCUCAGAGCCAAAGAGAGGUUCAUCUCCUGAAGAGGCAUUAUCUGAAGACCUUGAAUCCCAGCAUUCCAUCUAUGUUCCAGACGAAGAAAAGCAGCCCUGGGACGGUCAGAGGAAACAGAGGCAGUUCUUAAAGGCAGUGACCCAGUCACAGCAGCCCACAGUGCUGGAGCUCCUGGUAGCUGAGCUCCAAAAUCUGUUCUCAGCUGUGCUGAAGGAUGGCAGUCCUGCAGCUUGGCACUACCUGCAUGCAGUGUUGCGUCUACUGCCUCCAUAUCGUGCAUUACUUGUUGGUCACCUUGAUUUGCUGCCCUUCCUGGAACAGUUGUCCCACUGGGCCCCCUGGGUCCAAUCCCAGCUCCAGCUAGACCUGCUAGAUGCCAUAGAGCAGGCCUUUCCCCCAGAUACCUCUUUGUUAGAAAGUGCCUCUCAUAUUGAGUGCUGUCCCCAGAAGCAGAAGUUCCAUCAUGGGCCCCCACACCCAGCCUGCCCUUUUGUACAGGCCCGGUGGGGUGGGCAGCAAGUAGGGGAGGAAUUGGCUACAUGGCUGCGACCAUUGACACUGCCUGAGCUACAGCACAGCCUGGGUAUUGUUGGUGCUCAGGUGGCCCUGACAGAGACCUGGUGGGUAGAUGGCCUAAGCCUUCUGCCCUUGGCACUGGCAACAGACAUCCCUGUACAGUAUGAAAGCCAAGGCACUGACAACACAGCGGAGGAACCUGUUGGAAGAAAAGAGACUAAGUCUCAGCUUGAUCCAGAAGUUCCUGGGAAGAAGACCUUCCAGAAGAGAAGCACUGUCUUCUCACUUCAGACUUCCCUCCUGGGUAGCCAGGUGAUGACCAUUCUGAAGACUGAGAGAUACCUGAAGAAGAUCCACUUCCUCUAUCUCAAUGUAGCUCCCAGCCGGUACUUUAGGCCCUAUAACCUGGUCGUGGUGCCACCAAAGAAGGUGAACCCUGAGCACUACAUCUUCUCUCCCUUUGGGAUCCUGCACAUACAUCCUGUGGAGGGCAGUGAGACAAUAACGCUGGGUACCUGGCACCGCCACUCCGUCCUCUGGCAGCAGCUCCAGUUCAUUCCAUUCUUCAAAUAUUGCCUCUUAUACAAGGCCUUGGCUCGUUGGAAGAGGAGUGUGAAGUUACAGGGACUGCAGCGGUGCCGAACUUUCCUAGAGAAGCAUCUGCUCUUGGCUGUGCCCCACUUUGGAGCUGGGCUUCUGCAUAUUAGCAGGCUUCUGCAGGAGCUGCGCUCUGUACCGUGGCUUCCCCAAGAGCCCAAUCGAAGCUACAAGCUGCUGGACCUACAGCGGGCUCUAGCCAAGGAGAACCACAAGGCUCUGCGGCUGCUCCAUCGCUGCCUGCACCUCUGCACAUCCAUCUUUCAACUGGUUCACGAGGAUACGUAUCACAUGCAACAGGGCCUACAGGAGCGAGUGAAAAACUGCAAGAGGAUCAGGACAGACCAGCGCUCCGUAUAUCUUCAGAGGGUACAGUGCCAGCAGCUGGAGCAGAAGCUGAAGCAGGCAGAGUCCUGGUUGCUGCGGCUGGGACAUUUGGCCCGCCUAGUAGACUACAUGAUUUGCCAGAGCCUUGUGUCUAUCAUAGAGGAGGAGAUAACCUCCUUUGUGGCCAACAUCCUACAAGCCCCAAGGCAGAAACCUUUUCUCUCAGCCCAGCUGGUCUUUGACAAUUGUGGCCAGCUGUCCCAUGAGCCAUGUAUUGAAAAUAUGAUCCAGAUUCUAACUGGGGGCCUGCAAUCUGUCAAGGCCUCUGUCCUGAAGGUAAUGCAGUCUACAGACCUGAAGACCCCCUGGGACUCCUUGUAUUCUGAAGAAAAAGAAGAGGAAGAGGAAGAGGAAGAGGAAGAAGAAGAAGAAGGAGAAGGAGAAGGAGAAGGAGAAGGAGAAGGAGAAGGAGAAGGAGAAGGAGAAGGAGAAGGAGAAGAAGAAGAAGGGAACACAGAAUUCGUGAUGCCCAAACUUCAGGGCCAGCCCAGCGAGGCUGUGCACAUCUUCUGUGGCCCAAAUAUAGGAUUGGUGUGGCCCUGGAAGUCUCACACAGUUACUCAAGCCUUGGAGGUCCGUGGGUACCAGCUGGGGGGCCAGUUCUUGCCCUUCAACUUUAAGCAGCUGCAAGAGGACCUGGACAACAGUCCCCGAAUCCAGCAGGCACUGACUAUGCAACAGACCUUGCUGGAGGGCAUGCUGCGGGAGGUGAAGGAAUUCUGCAGGGAACAUCACUGGAUGACAGGCAUUCACGAGUUCCUGAAAGCCUGGGGGCCUCAGAAGCUGGAGUCCAUGAGAGGUUGUCCUAUCAAGAACUACGUAAUGCUGGUGAGCUGCCUGAACGUUUGGCAGACCCGUGUCUCCAAUAUACCUAACAAGUUAGUCACAAAAGGCAGAUUGAUGCUGCUGAGCUGCCAUCAUGUACAGUUAGAGAUGGAAUCCAAGCUGGAUAGCAUCAGGAGGGACAUUCUUACACAUGUGCAGAAUGAGUGCCGGACCCGCAGUCAGCAACUAAUAACAGAGCUCAGGGAUUUCACGGAGGUCUUCCAGGGCAUCAAUUCAGACAUUGAUGCCAUUGCACGGUGCUCCCAAAAGUUAAAUGAAGCCAACGAGCAGUACAACAUGCUGGAGGAGCGCAUGGAAUACAUACAGUCACUCCACGAAGUCAUCCGCAACCACUUUAGCCUCUUUAGUGAUGAGAAUGAGGCCCUGGACAUCUCGGUGAGAAGGCAAUUCCUGAAGUCACCCAUGCCUCACCCUCCUCCCCGAUGCUCGCUUCUUGACUGCACUCUGCUUGCCCCACAGCUCCUGGAUGUGUGGGAGGCAUUUCAAUUCGAGAAAAGCCAGGCCUCAGAGUUCCUGCUCAGCAAGCGAUAUGCUAUCGUGCCCAAGCUGCAGCAGCUGAUAGCAGCAGCAUUGGUGGAGCUGGAAGGCCUGAUUGACAAGGCCCUAUCUGGCCCCUUCAUGGACCCAACCCAAGAGCAGAGGAGCACUGAGCGCCAGCUCAUCUCCCUGGAGCGUCAGUUCCAGAACACAGCCAGCCACCUCAGUGAGCUGCACCAUGCCUAUGCCACCUUCACUGGGGACGAGAGUCCUGUGCCCUUGCCAGUCUGUGGGACCCGUCCGAUUGUGCAGCAGCAGCGCAUCUGGCACCUGUACCGAGUCAUCUCGGAAAACAUCAGCGAAUGGAAGUGCAUGGCUUUUGCCAAGUUCAGCAUGACUAUGGCCCAGGAGAAGACCGAUGGCUGGCUGACAGAGGCAGCCCGGAUGAGUACAACCCUGGGACUGCACAGCCCAGUUCUGCAGCACUGCAUGCGCAUGCUGGAGGAGUUUCGCAGCUACCUGCCAUUACUGACCAAGCUCGGCAGCCUCCAACUCCAGAACUUUCAAGCCCUUCUUCAAGCCCUAGGGCUAGGCAGUCUCCACAACAUGGAACUCCUAACACUGGGCCAGCUGCUCAGUUGUCCGCUGCUGGAAUUUGCAGAUCGAAUCAAUCAGAUCUGGCAGUGUGAAAAUGAAAGAGUCCAUGCCCAAGAAAUCCUCCGGCAGCUGCAGCAGGGCUGGGAGACACGCCAGCUGCGACUGAUCAACUUCAUCCUGCACGUGCCCUAUGAGCCCCCAGCAUCGGAGCACUCCAAGAAGCACGAGGUCCGCAGCCCCCAGUGGGAGGUGGUGAGCCAGGACAGCGGCACCUUCGUCCUCUCAGAUUACAGCAGCCUGCAGGAUUCUAUCCAGGAAAGUCUUCAGAUGUUGUUCAAGAUCCUGGCCAUCCAAAAGUCAGGAGACUUAAACAAAAUAGCUUUGGAGUGGGUGACCAUCAUGCAUAGCUUGAGUGCUCUGCUGAAGGUGUGGGUGAUUUUUCAGCAGAAGUGGAUUUUUCUGAAUAAAGUUCUGCACGAGAUGAAGAUUGAGUUUCCUAAUCCUGACCUGAACUCCCGGUUCAAGGCCAUGGAUGAUCAGUAUCGGACCCUGAUGUUGAUCUCUGUAGGUGACCCCUUGGUUCUGUCACUUAUAGUGCCGAGUGUCAAACGGAGCCCUCAUUUCCAAGGCCAGCAGCUGCAACAACUGCUGCAAGCAGGCUCAGUGGAGCUGGAGGGCAUCAUUAUGGCUCUGAAGAGCGUGCUCUAUCGGGUGUGUACUCAUUUCCCCCGCCUCUUCUUCCUUAGUGAUAGUGAGCUGGUGGCACUGCUGGCUUCCCCACUGGAGUCGUGUGAGGCCCAGCUGUGGGUACGACGCUGCUUUCCUCAUGUGCAUGCUGUGAGCUUCAAGUCCAGCCCAACCGAUAGAAACACAGGUGACCGAGAGUCAAGCCCAAACACAUCCACUCAGAUGGAGGCAGUGGCAGUGCUUGGGGCAGGUGGGGAGGAGGUGAAGCUGCCGGUGUCCAUUCCUCUGCAUCCAGAUCUCCCCAAAUGGCUGGCCUUUCUGGAGAAUUGCCUGCGUUCGGCACUGGUGCACAUGUUGCAGGACUGUGUGGCAUCCCGUCUUGCUCUGGGCCCAUCCCUAGAUGAGACCUUCAAGCAGCUGCCCCAGAAAGGCCAGCUGCCCCCACAGCUAUAUGUCCACCACUGGCUCGACCUAGUCCAGGCCUUCCCAUGGCAGUGUGUGCUGGUGGCAGAGGAAGUGGUAUGGUGGGCGGAGAUGGAGGAGGCUCUGCUUGAGGGGAGGACCCUGGCCAUGGUCCCCAUGCAUGUGUGCAAGCUUGAGGCACUGGUACAUUUUAUACGGGCCCAGAGGGCCUCCCAGGGUGAGCAGUCCCUGCCUUCUGUCCGCCAGACCAGCCUGCUCAGUGCCCUGCUGGUCAUGGCAGUGACUCACCGAGAUAUAGCACAGCUGCUGCAGGAGCACCAGGUCAGUGAUCUGAGAGAUUUCCACUGGGCUCGCCAACUCAAAUACCACCUGGGUUCACCUGACGCCAUCCCCCAGAGCCCUCUGCAGAGUCUCAAGACUAUUGCAUCUACUGAGACUUCUCCAUCGCCAGCUGCAUGUUGGAUAGACGUGCUAGGCCGGUCCUUCCUGUACAAUUAUGAGUACCUCGGUCCCAGACUAGGGUCUCUGCCCAGCCUGCUGCCCGAGCGGCCAGCCCUGGUACUGUUAUUAGCCUUGGAGGAGGUAGCCUGUGGAACUCUACUGGGUCCUGAUGGAGUGGGCAAGGCAGCCAUGGUGAAGAGCCUGGCACAGGCCCUGGGGCGCCAGCUGGUGAUGAUGCCUUGCCUGCCUCAGAUAGAGGCCCAAUGUCUGAGCAACUACCUGAAUGGUGCCUUGCAGGGUGGUGCCUGGCUGCUGUUGGAAGCAGCUCAACGCCUGCCCCUUGGCUUGCUCUCUGCCCUGGGCCAGCGCCUAGCUGAACUGCAACACCUCUAUGCUCCACUGUAUCAAGAAGCCUCCAGAAGCACCAGCACUGUCGACCCCACGCAACCCCAGGUCCUCGGCAGUGGCUUAUUUGAGAAACAUCAUGUAUAUAUACGCCUUGGCUAUGGUUCUCUCCUGACGCUGCGUUCCCUGAGCCCUGCUGUGCCUGCCAACCUGCACUUGCUACUGCGGCCUGUGGCAUUGACACUGCCUGACCUGCAACAAGUGGCAGAGCUGACCCUACUGGGUGCAGGGAUGCGGGAUGCCUCCCGCAUGGCUUCCCGCCUAUCUAAAUUCUUCUCCCUAGAGCGUGAGCUGGUGGCUGCACCUCUGCCUUGCCGCCUGCCGCUGCUCAAGCAGGUACUAGAAGACAUGAUACAGGAUUUAAAUGCAACCAAGGACGAGUCCAAGUCCCUAGCUGUGAUUGAGGAAGCUGCCCUACUGCGAGCUCUGCUACGUUCACCACUGUUCAGCAUCCUCAAGGGUACCCAUCUGCACAACCUCCAAGAGUUGCUCUGUGGGCUCUUCCCUAAUGCCAGACAGGUGCUGGCGGAGCCUGUAGCACAUACACUGAAGAAGCCACUGCUGCUGGAGGAACUGCAGCAGAUAGGCCUCCAUCCCAGCCCUGAAAUUUUGGGAUCCUUGGAGCAGCUGAGACAGGCUCUGGGCCAAGCUCUGGGGGUUUUGCUCCUGGGCCCUGCAGGCAGUGGCAAGACCACUUGUUGGCACAGCUUAUUUAAGAUCCAGAAUCGGCUGGCAGCCAGGGAGGACACCUCAACCCAGGGCUGCCAGCCUGUGGAGAUCUCACACCUGUAUCCCAAUGUCCUCAGCCCCCAGGAAUUCCUGGGAUGGCUAGAAGGUCCCUGCUGGCACCAUGGCAUCUUCCCUAGGCUGCUUCGGACAGCCAGUCCAUGUCAGACUGUGGGCCCAAAGGAGCCACCACAGGAAUCAGGUGGGAUCCAGCACUGGAUAAUAUGUGACGGGGUUGCCAGUGCCGCUUGGAUGGACUCCAUCACUUGCCUCCUGGGCGAAGUCCCCCAGCUCAGCCUCCCCAAUGGUCAACAGAUAGCACGACCCCCAGGUACUUUUCUCCUGAUGGAGGUGGGAGAUGUAACAGGCAUGUCUCCCGCAGUGGUGGGCCAGUGUGCCCUAGUCUGGUGUGGUGGGGAGCAGACUUGGAAGGAUAUGCUUAGUGUCCUGAUGGCAGCCCUGCCCCAUGAGUACCACCUGCAGCUCCAGACAGUCACUGAGCUCAACCACCUUGCUGAAGUGCUGGUGCCAGCAACAUUCGGAUUCCUCACCCACCAGGGUGCCAGCUCCCUGCUGCAGGUACAUGGGCAGCAGGCCAUUUGCCCAGGCGUGGCUGAAGUCACCAGCCUGGCCCGUGUCUUACGUUGUCUUCUUGACCCCCACCUGCGCAUAGAUGAGAAGGAGAAGGCACAUAUCUCAGAGGACCUCAGCUUUAGCGAUCCUAUGGCCCAAAGCUGCAAGUCCUCCAAAAGCAGCUCUCUGAACCUGCCUCAGGUUGACAGUGAUGAUGUACCUAAUCAGCGCAAGGAGCACUUGCUGGCUGUCAGCAGCUUUCUUUUUGCAUUGAUCUGGGGCUUUGGAGCCCACCUUCCCUCCAGGCUCUGGCCCCUCUUUGAUACCUUCUUGAGAGAUUCUAUUAGUUGCCUCUCCGACUACCCUGAGCCACCAUCUUCAGCCUUGGUGUUUGAUCUACAUGUAUGCCCUGAGACUGGGACUCUGGUCCCCUUCACUGGCCAUUACCUGGGCAGCCGCAUCAGGGGAACUCUGGGCACGUUUAGCCCUUCUCCACAGACUGAACGGCUCUUAUAUGUGGUGGACCUGCUUCUGUCAGAGGGACAUCCAGUGAUGCUGGCUGGAGAGGCAGCAACAGGGAAGUCCACCUUUGUGGAGAUGCUAGUGGAGCCACACCAUUCUUACACGUGCAGCCCCAUCCACUCUGCCUUCACUCCCCUCCACCUUCGCCUGCUGCUGAGUCAAGGGGUCCAGGGCCAACCACAAGCUGCCCCACGGCCUGGGCAGCACCCAGAUUCUAAAGGCUCCCUCCUCUUCCUGCUGGAGGAUCUGCACCUGGCCGCUUCUGACCCACAGAAGAGCUGCCAGCCAGUGUUGGAGACUCUGCGCCAGGCCAUAGAUGGCACGGUCUAUGCCCACCACACCCUGGAAUUGCAGACUCUGCAGCCCACAGUCAACUUCCUUGCCACUGCCACAGUGCCAGGCUUCUGUGAGCGCCCGCUGUGCCCACGUCUGUUUAGACUCUUCACAGUGCUGGCCCUGGGUAGCAUGACCCAGGCCAUGCUGCUGAGCAGGCACACACCUAGCAUCCAGGCCUGGCUUGAGCGCUUUCCGUCUGUGGAACGGGAGGGGGUUCUAGCAAAAGCUCUGGUCCGGGCCUCCGUGGAGGCCUGGGAGGCUGUGCACAACUGCUUUCUGCCUUCCCCCCUCCACCCACAUUACCGCUUCUCCCUGCACUCUGUGAGCCAACUACUGGGCAGCUUGCAGCUGCUACCAACCAGGAUGGGUUCCCGGGGAUUUCUGGACUGUCCCAACCAUCAGGAGCACUUGCGCCGGGUGUCAGGCUUGCGUGGCACCCGCCUGACAAUUAUGAUGGCUAUGCGCAACAUGGUACGUCUUUGGUUGCAUGAGGCACAGAGAACUUUUUGUGACCGGCUGGACAGCCCUAGGGAACGCUCCUACUGUGCCAACCUGCUCCUAGAAGUAGCUCAGAGUGUCUUCUGCUGCAGGCCGGCACCCCAGAACAGGGGCAAAGGCUAUGAGGAGGAGGAUGAAGAAGAGGAGGAGGAGAAGGUACCUGAAGUGGAAUCUGAGGGGGAGUUGGCCCAGUGGGAAGACUUAAGCAACAGCGGCAGUGAGACAGAGGAGGAGGAGGACCCUUAUGGCCUUCAGGUCACCACGGGCUCCCCCUCCAAUGAUCCAGGUCUAGCACCUUCCAUAGCACCAGUAAAGAGAGAGACCACAGAAGGUAUAAACCAGGAGGAAGACACAAAGUCUUCUGGCUACAAACUACAGUUAAACAGAAACAAGAAUUGGUGGCAGAAAACAUCCCAGAUAGACCUGGCCUCACCCCUUUUGCUACCAGUGCUGCUACUACGCCCCCAGGAAAAGCCCUCAGACCUAGUCUUCAGUCAGGAGCUGAUACUAGGAUCCAACUCUGAGAGCCCCAGCUUGUACCUGGAACGGCAGUGGGAGAGCCUGGAGGAGCAGCUGUCCACUGCAGCAGCUCAGCUGAAGCUGAGCGCCCACCUUGCCCGAUGCCACUCCAUGGCCGAGCACGUGGCCCGCCUGGUCCGGGUGCUGGCCAGGCCCCGGCAGCAUGGCCUAUUGCUCUCAAGGGCUCUGGGUACUGGGCGCCAUACUGCCAUCACUCUGGCAGCUAGCAUUUAUCAGGCCCGCCUCUUCCAUCUGCCGUCUGGCUCAGAGGAGGCCAUUCUCCAGUGUCUACGGGAUGCCAGCUGGCAUGCUGGCAUGUUAGGCCAGCCAGUGGCCCUGCUGGUACCCAAGGGUGUGGAUAUUACUACCCUUCAUCGUCUGCUGGCCCUGGCAACCUCAGGCAGUUUCCCUGACCAGUAUACAGAGGCAGAUCUGGACAGCAUUGAAGAACAUCUCCCCAGGGAGAACCUUAGUGUCAAGCAGAACAUCAAGAAGGAAAUGCUGUUGCAGAGGUUCUAUCAGCAAGUCUGCAACCACCUGCACAUGUUCAUCCUGAUUGGAGAUGACCAGGCCCAUAAACAGCUGCCCUCCACCCUUUUCCUGAGGCUUCUUCAAUUGGCCAUUGCUAGCAUUGACCGCUAUGAACCCUGGGACCAAGACUCCCUGAUCAGUGUGGUCCAGCACUACCUGGAGAGUGAUCAUAAUCUAUCCGUUGAUGGUGACUCCUUGAAGUACCCAGACCUCCAGGCAUCAGUUCCCAGUGUGGCCAAAGCCAUGGCUCUCAUCCAUCUCUCGGCUGCCAGCUACCAUGGACACCUAUGCCCUGAGUUGCCACUCGUCACCCCCAAGACCUUCCUAGACUUUCUGGACACCUUCAUGCUGUUGCAGCAACAGAUGACUCUGCAAAUUAAGAACAAGGCCCAGCGGAUCCAGAAUGCCUUGGACAAUCUGAGAAUGCUGAUUGAAAAGCACAAUGCCUACACCAACUUUGUCUUCAACUUGGAACAGUUGCUGAAAGGCUCCCACAAGAACCUCCGAAUACUUCAGCAGCAGCUAGACAAAGGCAAGCUGCUAUUCAGGCAGCAGCUGGCAGAGUGUCAGCAGCAGGAGAACCUCAUUGAGAACCUGACCAAGCAGCGGGAUGCCCUCCGGGAUCAGUAUGAGGCUUUCCUGGAGCAGAUGGGCAAGGCAUUCCUGGGGCCUCUGAGCCAGCUGCAGGUGGCUGACUUUGAGGAGAUACGGAGCUAUCGAGCACCACCAGAAUCUGUGGUCCAAGUGACAGAUGCACUGUGUGACCUGUUCCACUGUGAAACAGGCUGGGCCAGCGCCAAGCAGCUCUUGUGCAGUGAGGAUUUUUAUCAGGAGCUGGUAUUCUUCCCCAAGGAGAAGAUGACGGACUCAGAGAUGAUCAAGUUAACCCAAGCUCUGAAGGCUCCAGGUAUGACUGAUGCAGCUCUGCGGGCAGUAAGCGUACCUGCGGCCAGGCUGGCAGCCUGGCUCUGGGCUGUUCUGCGCUAUGGGCUGGCACAGCGCCGAGGACUGCCCACGGGCUUGCUGCUGCGGCAGAUAGAGGCCACCCUGGCUCGGGAGCAGACCCGCCUGGGCCACUACCAGUUCCAGGCCCAGGAGAUCAUAGAGCACAAUUUGGAUCUGGCCAAAAAGCUAGAAGAUACCCAGACUUCACACAACCAUUUGAUGGAGAAGCUCAGUCAGGCUCAGUGUGACCAGUAUCGCAAGUGGCCCAUCAAGGCUGCCCUGCUCACACCCAUGCAUUCUUGGACUACAGAGCUCCAGAAGUUGAAGGGGCACUGUGCCACUGUGUCUGGAGACGCCCUUCUGUGUUCGGCUGCCAUCGUCUACCUGGGUCCUUUCCCGCCACUGCGGCGCCAGGAGCUACUAGACAAGUGGCUGGCUCUGUGUAGGGGCUCUCAGGAGCCCCUGAACCCAGAUGAUGUGGCCCAGGUACUGAAGCAGAAGCAGAGAUCAGUUGUCAUGCCACCAAAGAACCCCCUGCUCUCCACACGCUCUCCCUUCAGCCUUCUGUCCUUGCUGAGCUCCGGAUCUGAACAGUGCCAGUGGGACCGGGACCUGAAGCCCCAGGCGAAGUCCGCCCGCUUGGCAGGCCUGCUUCUGCGGAGUCGCACCCACUACUCCAGUUGUCGUUGGCCUCUGCUGCUUGACCCCAGCAACCAGGCCCUCAUCUGGCUGAACCCACUACCUCUGCAGGAGACCAGAUGCUUGGCCCCAGGUCCCACUGAGUGCAGAGGGGAGAGCUUUGUGAGAAAUCAAGAAAAAGAAGAGGCUAUGGAAGAAGAUGAUGAUGACAGUAGUGAAGAGUCUAAUGAGGCUGAGGACAAGGCAAAAGAGCAGAAGACUGAGGACAAGGCAAAUGAGGACGAAGAGGGAAAAAAGGAACAGGAGCAAGAGCACAAGGAGGAGGAGGAGACAGAGAGGGAGGAGUCAAGGCCAGCCUCUGAGACUGGGUCUCUGCCUCUUCCCUGCCUUCAUGUGCUCUCGGGCACUGACCCAGAGUUGGGUCCUCAGCUUCAGGAGGCAGCUGCCAGUGGCCUGCCCGUGCUACUGACCAACGUGGAGCUGGGCCUAGGCUGCCAGGAACUGCAAUGGCUACUUCGGCGGGAGAAGCUGAGUGCUCCUGAGGUGCAGCCUGGCUUCUGUCUCUAUCUGAGCACUACUCUCCCCCUCAGUGCCUUGGGAAAAGUGCUAGGUUACGAAGUGUUGAAGGGGCUGAAUGUGCUGGAUCUGAGCCUGAACAUGGAUAUCCUAGAAGAACAGAUGCUGCAUGAAAUCUUGUGCAUAGAGUGUCCCGAGCUCAAGAACCGCUGGCAGGACCUAAAGACCAGAAUCCUAGACAGCUGUGAAGCUGUGGAGGCUGCUGAGGAGUGGCUGCUGCUGCUGCUGCUCCAGAACCCAAAUCAUCAGAAACCAGCUAAAUUCCUGCGGGGCUUGGUGAGGGCCCAGGCAGAGCUGUGUCAGUUACGUGCCCACUCAGAGGACCUAGAAGACAUGAGACUGCAGGAGGUGGCAUUGUGGGUACCCUAUCGCCGUGUGGUCUGGCAUGGAAUGGCCAUUAUAAAGGCCCUUAGCCCACUGCAGAACCUGCUGCCACCUUUCCGUAUGAGCCCAGACAACUGGCUGGCAGCCACCAAGCGGGCUCUGAACAGCAUGAAGCAGCAUGAGACUCAUCAGGGGGAGGACUUGCCCAGCCAUCUGCUGCAUCUGAGAAAACAGCUGACCCGCCAGCUACUGGGCAGUGCUGUGGCUGCACUGGGCCUGACCCAAGUACCGCUGGUGGGUGCCUUGGGUGCUUUGGCUCUGCUGCAAGUGACAAGGAAAGCACCAGAGCUGGAGAGGCUGGCAUUUUGGCCUGGCCUGGCAGCCUCUCCUAGCACAGGCUGCAGCAAGCCAGGUGUGGCACGGCCAGCCUGGCUAGGACUGAGAGCCUGGCAUGAAUGCAGGAUGCUGGAGCUGCUGCCCCCAUUUGCUGGGCUGUGUGCAUCGCUGGCAAGCCACUCCAGUGUCUGGAAGACCUACCUGUCACUGUCAUCCACAGUGCUGGGUCCUGCGCCUGGGCCUGGGCCUGAUCCACUCAGCCUCUUCCAGAAGCUGGUUCUGUGGCGUGUGCUACGACCUGAGUGCCUGGCAAGGGCCCUGGCCGACUUUACCACCAGCCUCCUGGGGCGGCCCCUGGAUGGAAACCUGGGUGCCUCCAGCAUACCCUUCGAACACAGCCAGGCUACUCAGCCCAUGCUGAUCUUGUUGCCGCCACCUGGCCACCCCACAGCCACCUUGCAUCCCCUCACUGUCCUCCAGAGGCUGGCUGCCAAGCAUGAGCAGGGGCAGAAGCAUCUGGAGGUGAUUGCCCUGGGCUCUGAAGCCUGGGACCCGGUCUCAGUAGUGGUCAGCACUCUCUGCCAGGCCAUGCAUAAAGGGCACUGGCUGGUGCUGGAGAACUGUCAUCUGAUGCCUCACUGGCCGAAGGAGCUGCUACAGCCCUUGCUGGGGCUGUUGGAUGGAGCCAGGGUGGUCUCGGACCUGGAGUUAGAACUGCUUCCAGCCCAGCUGGCAAGCAGGAGUGUGAUGACCGUCCACAGAGACUUCCGUCUUUGGCUUAUCUUAUCUGCAGAGGCUGUUGGUUCCAUACCAGCUGUGCUGACUCACCACUCCAUGCCUGUGUUCUGGGAUCAGUCCCUGGAGCUGGGCCACGUCUUGAUUGACAGUCUGGAGCUAGCCCAGCAAGGACUCUCUGUGCAACCCCCCACCAGGACCCUGCCUCUGCUCCUCUUACACGGCCUCCUGCUACACAGGCAGCUCUACGGAAUGAAGCUGCAGGCACACAGGGGGCGCUGGAGUCAAGUGACCCUGACCCAGGUCCUUCAGAUUCAAGACCAGCUGUGGGCCAGCCUUAGCAAUCCCAGUGUUGCCAUGCAGGAGCUGGCUGCUUCAGUUUUCUAUGGGGGUCCUGUGGGAGACAAGAAGGACAGGGAGGCCUUGAUUAGCCUCACACGAGCUUGCCUGGACCCCAGCAACAGGAGCCGGGCUCAUCCACACACACCACAGUAUCUGCUGUCUACUCUGUUGCCCAGCCCAGAGCUAGGGGAGCUGGAUGCUUUGGCAGAGUGCAAGGCCCAGAUGCACCUGCUGCCCACCCCUCCGGAGCCCCAGAGCUGCGGACUGAGCGCCGGCCCCGAGGCCUGGCUGUUGCGACGCCGGAGUCACGCUCUCUGGAGCGCGCUGCAGCGGACUUCACCGGCCUGGGUUCCUGCGCCUCGCGGAGGCGCCCGACGCGCGGACAGGCGGCUGCGGCAGCGCCUAGCGCAGGCCAAGCGGCGGCUGGAGGCCCUGCAGGCUGUGCUGACGGAGACCGCCCGCCGGAAAGAGUCGGCGGCGGGGCGGGCGGUGCUGGGGCUGAGCUCGCGGCUGCCGGUGCAGGCCUUCCUCCAGGCCGAGGUGCUGGGGCUGAGCCGGCUGGCGGGCGCGCUGCUGCGGGACCUCGGCUGCCUGGCUCGGCAGCUGAAGGGCGCGCCCCCCUGCGCCUCCCCGCGCUGUGCCGCGGUGGCCCACGCUCUCGGGACUGGCCGCCUACCCCCGCCGUGGCGUCCCCACGCGCCUGCCGGCCCGCAGCCGCCCUGGCACUGGCUGCGACAGCUGUCGCGCCGUGGGCAGCUGUUGGUUCGCUACCUGGGCGUGGACGCCAGAGUACCAGAGCGCAUCUUUCACCUAUCGGCCUUUGGCCACCCACGCCGCCUGCUGCUGUCACUGCGCUGGGAGGCCACCCUUGCCACGGCCGCCCGAAACCAGCGUGCGCCUAGUUCGAAUGUCCCUGCUUGCCAAGGGUCUAGCUCCAAUGAGCUCCCCGCAAAACGUCCGGAGCUGAACAGCAGCCCUUUGCACCUCCAGGUGGUGAACGGUCCAAAUCCUACUGUUCCAGAGAUGGGGCUGCUGCUGAUUGGGCUCCAGCUUCGCAACGCAGAGUGGGACCCCUUAACAGGGGCCCUGCAGGACAGCACCUCCAGCCAGCCCAGCCCUCUGCCUCCCGUCAGCGUCAGCGCCCAGGUCCGGGGCCCCAGUGACUUGGCACCCCCAGCCGGCCUGGCUGUGUAUUCCUGUCCUGUGUAUAUGGAAGGGGCCCUAGGUAUCACCAGGCUGCACAGCAGAAACAUCCUGAUGCACCUGCCCCUGCCCACAAAGCUCAGCCCCGCCACUUGUGACCAACGGAGAGUCCAUGUGUGUAGCCCACCCUUGCUGUGAGCCCUCAAGCAAAAUAAAGUUGGGGUGAUUCGA